Molecule: messenger RNA, 1767 nt
Organism: Paraglomus occultum
Lineage: Eukaryota; Fungi; Glomeromycota; Glomeromycetes; Paraglomerales; Paraglomeraceae
Source: the annotation of a GenBank genome assembly
AUGGGCAGUAGAAAACGACGGCGCACGGUCUCCAGCCUAAUCCCGCAUCCUGUCGUUACUCGCCCAAGCGCUUGUCCCAGCAGCAUAACACGCGCGUGCAAUCUGCCACCAGAAUGCAUAAUAAAAAUCUUAGUAUAUUUGCAGGCGUCUAGUCUUCAUUCAUGUCGAGAAAUAGGAGCCGAAACCAAAUACCGCCAACACGGCCAGGACGACAUAAAAUCACUGAGAUCCUGCAUGCUUGUGAACCGAACGUGGUGUGAGAUUGUGGCACCUAUUCUUUGGCGUCGACCGUUCAACUAUCAACCGAUGAAGACUGGUAGAUGGCUGAUCGAUAUGUAUCUUCGAUUUUUGUCGCCGGAACAGAGAAAGUAUUUAGGAAUAAAACUGUUGGAUAAAUCGACUCCGCUCUUUGACUAUCCCUCAUUUCUACGCGAAUUGCAUUAUCAGGAGCUGUAUAUCGCAAUAUUCGACUGGGAAAAAUCUCAUUAUAAAUCAGAAGCCGAGUUUGAGAAACGCGUGGCCGAGUGGACUUCCAAGACAAGGUCACACAAUGACUUGGCGAAUUAUUUUCCCAUUUCCAAGAUUGGCGCGGAAUUAGCAAAGAUGUUUCUAUCCAAAUGUUCGACGUUCGAUCUCUUGUGUUUGGGCACAUCUCGUAUAGAAUAUAAAUGGAAUGAAGUGCAAACAGCGCACGUCGCUUUGCCCACAUUUCCUGGAGCGAGAAAGGCACUCUCACAGCUUUGGGGGUUUGUGUGUUCUGGAGAUUACGAGAAAAGGGAAAUAUUUGAAUCCAUGUCGGAAUAUUGUCGUGAAAUCUCUGUAUUGACGGCAGAUGGACUAUUUGAGCGGGAAGAAGGUGUGCACGAAGCCCUUUCGACAUUGAUUCGAAGUCAGAGGAAGCUAGAGAUUUUCAUUCUAUGUCGAUGUUUCAAUACAUUCAAGGUUUUGCCUUCGCUGGAUAGCCAGCGGCGCACGUUACGAUAUUUGCAAUUUACAGAAUGCCACUUUAUGGGAGCUGAUCCUCUGCUUGUGUUACAAAAUAGUGAUAAUGCGAUCAGGCAGCUCGAGUUUGUAGAUUGCAAGUUCUUUGCUUGUAGUAAACCGCGCGACAAGAUCAACUGCAGACAGCUGGAAACAUUGAAAUUCAGCAAGUGUACUUCGAUAAAUGGUAUUAUUGAUGGAUUCACUGGUUGUAAAUUUCCCCAGCUGAGUGGUUUAGAGAUAGCGGAUACUGCAUGUGAUGCGGCCCCCUUGUACGAGGUGCUGAAAAAUGCUGGCGGUAGUUUGAGGGAGUUGAAGGUACUUUCUGUGAAAGGUAUCGGAUCGGGGAGCACGCUAAUUGAGCAUUUGGCCAGACAUUGUCCUAAUCUAGUAGUACUGCAUCUCGCACUUCAGCACGAAGCGCUGAAUAAAUUGUGUAUUCUGUUUCGAGCAACAAAGAAUUUAGUAGAAAUGGUAAUUGAUAGAGGGACGGACGUUAGAGUGGUGCACGAUAUGAGCAGUGUGUUGAGCAGUCUGGGGGCGGAUGUGCCGGCUUCCUUGCGAGUGUUGUCUAUAGGAACGCAUUGCGCAUUCCAAAUUCAGGCAGUGAAGGUAUUUCUUGGACAGUGUAAAGCACAAAUGAAGUCGUUAACGUUGUAUAGUUAUGGGGGUGAGGAUGAGAACAAGGAAGUGAUAACGGGAUAUGCUGGAAGGAGAAAGUUUAAGAUAAAGAAGGUUCUGCAUAAUCAAUCUGCAGUUGCUAAAUUGUCGGUUGAUUUUGACUGA